Molecule: messenger RNA, 1070 nt
Organism: Anolis carolinensis (green anole)
Lineage: Eukaryota; Metazoa; Chordata; Lepidosauria; Squamata; Anolidae
Product: phospholipid scramblase 1-like
Exons: 1
Coding region: 305-1027 (240 amino acids)
Biological process (GO): plasma membrane phospholipid scrambling
Cellular component (GO): plasma membrane
Molecular function (GO): phospholipid scramblase activity
Source: RefSeq, a predicted model, not a curated record
UGGCCCUAUCAUCAGAGACUUCAGGUUCAUUGGGAUGAAUGGCCCUCAGUACAAUAAAACAUUGAAGAACACCUCCAGUUGGAUAAAGAGAAAGAGGCAUGCUGAGAGAACAGUGUAACUCCCCAAGAAGCAGCUGUAUGCUGAUGUGUACCAAUGCAGCCACAUAUAACAGUAACCACACCUUCGGUUCCUAGGCAUCCAAAACCACAACUACAACAUAGGCCACCUUACUAUAUGCCUGGGCUACAUUUCUUGGGAUUUUUAGAACCACCAACCAACCUAACCCAAGUCAACACAGGGCUAUAUGGAUCACCCGCAGAUCACCCCCCGUCAUCCAGUGGAGACACUUUGGAUGCCUGCCCCUCCUCUUCUGCCCAACUGUCCUCCUGGCUUGGAAUAUUUAAGCCAACUGGAUUUUCUGUUGGUUCAUCAAAGGAUUGAGAUUGUGGAAAUAAUAACUGGCCUUGAAACAUGUAACCGGUACGAAAUAAAAAAUAACACUGAUCAACGACUGUAUUAUGCACUGGAGGAGAACAAUUUCUGUACCCUGUUUUGGUGUGGAGCAGCACGGCCGUUCACCAUCAGAAUCUUAAACAACUUGGGCCACGAAAUCAUCCAGUUGAAGCGCCCACUUCGGUGCUCCAUGUGUUGUUAUCCUUGCUGUUUGCAAAAGCUUGAAGUCCAGGCCCCACCUGGCACUCCCAUUGGGUAUGUUAUACAAAAUUGGGAUCCCUGUCUGCCUAAAUUCACGCUCCAAAAUGAAGCCCACGUGGAUAUACUCAAAAUUGUUGGGCCUUGCAUUUUAUGCAGCUGUGGGCAAGAUAUUCCAUUCAGUCUGAUGUCACUGGAUGAGAAAUUCAAUGUUGGUAGAAUCACUAAGCUAUGGGGCGGCUUCUUGAAGGAAAUCUUAACAGAUGCUGACAACAUUGGGAUCGAGUUUCCCUUGGACCUUGACAUAAAAAUGAAAGCCAUCACACUUGGAGCUGCCUUCCUCAUAGAUUUCAUGUAUUUUGAAAGCAGUCACUAGGGAUGUGCGAUCGAUUAAAAAUGGUUCUAAAGUACUUACAGAA